AUGAAUACUCAACUGGAACAGGCCUUCGAAUGCGUGGUCAAUGUCUACCAUCAGUAUUGCAUUCUGGACCCUGUCGAUGACUAUCUACACCUGAAUGAAUUCCAGAUGCUGAUGAAGGAACAAGCCCAGCCCUUCCUGAGGGACACCAAGCCACCCUACCUCAGCGAAAAUGAAUUUAUCAGGCAAUUAUUUCAACAAGCCGACAGAGACCAGAACAAUUACCUCAAGUUCACCGAAUUCCUGCUCGUGUUUGCCGCUCUCCUUAAUGACGCCCACGACAAAUCCCACGACGUUGGUGGGGACAGCAGCGGACACAGCCACUGA
This is a messenger RNA of Euleptes europaea (tarantolino), 324 nucleotides long. RefSeq names its product protein S100-A9-like. Gene Ontology annotation, molecular function: calcium ion binding. The transcript is spliced from 2 exons. Bases 1 to 324 code for a protein of 107 amino acids. NCBI's taxonomy places the organism in Eukaryota, Metazoa, Chordata, Lepidosauria, Squamata, Sphaerodactylidae. The record is from RefSeq and is a predicted model, not a curated record.